Molecule: messenger RNA, 6651 nt
Organism: Eimeria tenella
Lineage: Eukaryota; Apicomplexa; Conoidasida; Eucoccidiorida; Eimeriidae
Product: Chromosome III, complete sequence, related
Exons: 8
Coding region: 1-6651 (2216 amino acids)
Biological process (GO): maintenance of protein localization in endoplasmic reticulum
Cellular component (GO): endoplasmic reticulum membrane
Source: RefSeq, a predicted model, not a curated record
AUGAGCUUUCGGGGCAGCCGCUACAGAGACGAUGCCAGCAGCAGCAGCAACAGCAGCCACAGCAACAGCAGCAGCAACAGCAGCCACAGCAGCAGCAACAACAGCCACAGCAGCAGCAGCAGCAGCAGCACGAGCCAAAGCACCAGGCCCCAGAUGGUAGUAAAAGAAGAAUCCGAAGGAGCAGAAGGGAUCUUCCCUGCGUACGGCGCAGCAGCAGCAGGAUGCAGCAGCAGCAACAGCAGCAACAGCAGCAGCACGGCCACGCUGCAGCAACCCGACGACCUUUUGCUGCAGGUGCAGUCUGACGGGAGGCACAGCGAUGAGGGCCCACAUUUGACAGAAGGAGUAGUGCCAUCCUCAGCAGCAUCGGCAGCUGCUGCUUCGGCUUCUGUUGCUGCUGCUGCUGCUGCGGCGGCGGCGGCGGACAGUGCAGCAGCUGCUGCAGGUGCAGCAGCAGCAGCAGGACCAGACUGGAGGGCAGCAGACGACGAGACAGAGUCUCUGUAUUCUUAUUAUUCUGCGCCCGACUGCCUGCAGCGCGCAGACGCGAGCUGCUGCUGCAGUCCCGUUGCUGCUGCUUGCUGCAGCAGCCCCAGCAGCAGCAGCGACGCGGCAGCAGCCAAAGCAGCACCCGAGGAAGCCAGCAGCUUCAUCGAGUGCCUUAGGAGGGCUGCUAGCAGCACAGCAGCUCCCGUGCUGCAGAAGGCUGCGUCUGAAACCUACACGAAGCAGCAGCAGCAGCAGCUGCUGCCGCUGCCGAACAAGGAGCAGCAGCAGCGGCAGCGAUCGUCGCCUGUUCAGAGCGAAGCAGCAGCACAGAAUGGCGCUGCAGGCCCUUCGCUGCGGCAGCAACUGUGGCUGCCGCAGCAGUUCAUGCGGCAGCAGCAGCAGCAGCGGCAGCAGCAGCAGCGGCAGCAGCAACAGCAGCAGCAGCAGCAGCAGCAAGGGGAGGCCUCAAGUCCCCUCAUAAGAAAGAAGGACCUCCAGCUGAUGUACAGCGUCGUCACUGCCUCUGACAGCCAGAAGCAGCAGCAGCUGCAGCAGCAGCUGCUGCUGCUGCAGCUGCCACAGCAAGAGAGAGAACACCCCCCUUUGAGCUGCCGCUGGCCCGAUGCCACAGACCCCGUAGCAGCAGCAGCAGCAGCAGCAAUCUCGAUAAAGGGGCCCCCUCAGCUGCUGCACGGCAGCGCCCAUCAUGCAAACAGCGCCUGCCGUCGGUCUCGGAGGCCCUCGCUGCCGCUGCGCUGCCGUUUGCUGCAGCAGCCGCUGCUGCAGGAGCAGCAGCAGCAGCAGCUGCAGCAGCUCGGGGCGGCUUCCUACGAUUUCAGCGGCAGCAGCAACCAGCUGCUGUCUGUUGCUGCUGCUAGGCGCCGCUGCGUCUCCUGCGAUGAAGGCGCGCCUGACAAGCAGCAGCAGCAGCACCGGCUGCUGCUGCUGCUGCACGGACGGCCUGCCCUCAGCAGCAGCAGCAGCAGCAGCAGCAGCAGGUACGGCGACAGCAGCAGCCCCUCCGUUCGCGGCCGGCUAGGUGUACAGACACCCCAAACCACGGUGUCACUUCCUGCUGCAGAAACUGACACGCUGGGUGCAGAUACGCCGCUGGGAGCAGCAGCAGCAGCAGCAGCAGCAACAGCAGCAGCAACAGAAACAGAAGCAACCACGGCAACAGUAGCAGCAGCUCCUGCAGACCGGCAUGAAACAAAAACGGCGUUGGAGGCCGCUACGGUGACAGAGAGCAGCAGCAGCAGCAGCAGCAACAGCAGCAGCAGCAGCAACAGCAGCAGCAGCAGCAGCAACCUCCGGCCUCAGCUAGCUGUGGAAACGCGGAGCGCCAGUGCUACGCCGUGGUUGUCACCUGCAGCAUCAGUUGCUGCAGAGCCGCAAGUAGCAGCGGCUGCUGCAGCGGCAGCAGCAGCAGCAGCAGCGGCACACAAAGGCGGCGCUGCAACAAACCUAUUCCUGCAGCUUCCACCGCCACGGUCCCAAACAGCUGCGGGGGAGGUGGAGUGGACUGAAGUGCAGCGGCAGCAGCAGCAGCUGCUGCUGCAGCAGCCGCUGCAGCAGCUCCAGCUGCAGCAGCAGCAACAACAACAGCAACGCACAGCUGAAUCUCCACAUGAGGAUUCCUGGUGGGAGGGACGGAGGGCCACUGUCUGCACGGAAGCAGCAGCAGCAGCAGCAGCGCCAGCAGGAGCAGCAGCAGCAGCAGCAGCAGCAGCGGCUUCGCUUUCUGCUGCUGAUGGGACCCCUGGGCAGCAGCGGCCGCUGCACUUGCGGCACCCCACACCUUUGCUCGGGUGUACAGACAGCUCAGGCCCCGCAUGCAACAGCGCGUGGAGGACCCCCUGCAGCAGCGCAGCAGGAAGCAGCGCUGCUGCGACUCCAGGGAGUGCAGCAGCAGCAGCAUCUGCUGCUGCUGCUGGCUUCUUGUCGCCCCUAACAGCAAACAGCAGCUGCCUCAAUACCCCUUUCUGUCAAACGCCCACAGCUGUGGGGCCCCUCCGAAAAGAGGCCCCUUACCUCCAGCCUGUUUGCUUCCUGCCGCUGCCGCAGCAGCUGCAGCAGCAGCAGCAGCAGCAGCAGCAGGGCGACAGCCAGGUGGCCGCUCUUCUGCCUGGCAGCCGGGCGUCUGCUAGCCCGUUGACAACGCAGGCUCGGCUGCUGCAGGACCAGCAGCAGCAGCAGCAGCAGCACCUCAAGUCCCCGCAGCAGCAGCUUCAAGUGCAGCAGCAGCAACAGCAGCAGCAAGAGCAGCAGCAGCAAACGCUACAGGAAGGACCAGUCGAGUUCUUAAGCGUAUGUUUAGCUCCCAGCAACAGUGCAGCAGUAACGGCAACUGAUGUAGUGUCCCAAGCGCGGCAGCAGCAGCAGCAGCAGCACUGGAACAGCAGCAAGGAAGAUCUGUAUUCGUCGCGCGAUCUGGCUGGCUGCGUGGCAGACCUCAGCAGCAGCAGCAGCAGCAGCAGCAGCAGCGAGUACAGGAAUGUUUCAAACUGGGACCUUCUUUCCUUCAUUAGGGACGAGGCGUCAAGCCGUCGUGUCCGCCCAGCAGCAGCAGCAGCUGCUGCUGCUGCUGCUGCUUUUGCAGCAGCAGCUGCUGCUGCACCUCCUCCUUUCGGACGAAGGCCUGCCACAACUGUCCCUGCAGCAACAAUGCCAGCAGCAGCAGCAGCAGCAGCAGCAGCAGCAGCGCUGCAGGGAAGCUCUGACUUGUCAGUGCCGAAUGAAAGUGCACUUUUGAAGCGCAGGAGCGACGGAGUUGCGCUGCUCACAGAGACCCCAGCGAAGAGCCAGCAGCAGCAGCAGCAGCAACAGCAGCAGCUGCGUGUUUUGCUGCAGCAGCUGCAGCAGCAACAGACUGCAACAGCCUCAAACCGCAUCAUGUACGGCGUCAGCAGGGCUAGUAGUGUUUACACCGUGAUGGAAGGCCCCGAGCCUGCAGCAGCAGCAGCAGCAGCAGCAGCUGCUGCUGCUGCUGCUGCAAGCCCAUCAAAGCGCCACCGCAGCGACGGGUCACUUGCUCCUCCCCGCACACAAGUGUGGGGCCCCAUACCCCUUCAGGACUCCCUAAGGGCCUCUCCAGAAGUAGCCUCGCAGCAGCCACUGCAGCAGCUGCUGCAGCAACAGCAGCAGCAGCAGCAGCGGCAGAAUUUCGUGCCACCGGAUGACACACAUGCGAACAUACUCACUAUGAAGAGCCGCCAAGUCCCCGGCGAGCCACUGCUGUUGAAUCCGCCGCAGCAGCAACUGCAGCAACUGCAGCAAGUGCAGCAGCUGCAGCAGCAGCAGCAGCAGCUGGCUGGCUCGCUGCAGGGCUUCUGCGCUCGCCGUGGCCCUGCGGACCCGCUGCUGUGCAGCAGGGGCCCCUACGCAGCAGCAGCAGAUUACGGGGGCCCCUACUCGCCGCCCACGUGCGGCAGCCAGCAGCGGGCGUCGCCGCUGCAGCAGCAGCAGCAGCAGCAAAAGGCCAAGCUGCACAGGGGAGAGGCCUCCAUCCCCGAGACGCAGCUGCGGAGUUUGUUGCAGGUGCCUUACAAGUUAGAAUGUGUUGUUUACUUUGGGGCAGUGUUGUGUCUUGACGCGCUGCUGUACGAGGUCACAAUGAUGCCGCUGCAGGCCCUGCGCGUGCUGCUGCUGCUGCUGCUGCUGCUGCUGCGCCGCUGCUGCUGCUGCGCCAGGCGCUUGGGCCGGGCCUGCAGCGGCUCCCGCCUCCUCAGCAGCGCCCCGAGGCGGCUGCGUGCGGCACCGCGUGCUUUGGGGGCUGCUGCGGCUGCUGCUGCAGCAGCAGCAGCUGCUGCUGCUGCUGCAGCAGCAGCAGCAGCACUGACGCUCAGGCGAUGGGGGAGAAAAGCAGUGGCUCCACUCCUAGGGCGCUUCCGGCUGCUGAUGAGUUUUGCUGUGCUGCGGCAGCAGCAGGAGCAGCAGCCCCGGCGGCGCCUGUCGCACCCAGCGGCUGCAGCAGCGGCAGCAGCAGCAGCAGCAGCAGCGACUGCUGCUGCUGCUGCUGCUGCUGCUGCGGCACGCAAAAGAUCCGCCUCCUGCUGCAUCCCCUUGGGCCGCAGCCGCGGCCUCUCCAGCAACUUCGAAGCCCCCAGGGCCCCGCUGCGGCUUCGGGCAGCUAGUGCUUCUUGGAGUACUCAGCAGCCAAUUUCAGUGCAGCUGUCUGCUGCUGCUGCUGCUGCUGCUGGCGGCGGCGGCGGAGGUGCAGCAGGAGCAGCUGCUGCUGCUGCUGGGCGCAGCACGAGGAGAAGCGGGGGUCGUGGGGAGAGCAGCUCGUGGCCGCUGCUGCCGCCGGUUGGGACUUGCUCAGAAGCAGCGCCUGCAGCUGCUGCAGCAGCAGCAGAAGCAGCAAGAGCAGCAGCAGCAGGAGCUUCCGCACUGCCGCUGCGCAGCUCCCCGCGCCCGCGCCCAGUGAGGGCGUCCACUGUGGCCUCGCUGGCCACGCCACGGGCAGCAGCAGCAGGAACAGCAGCAGCAACAGCAACAGCAGCAGCAGCAACAGCGACUGCAGCUCGUGCAGCAGGACAGCCACAAGCCGCAGCAGCAGACGCAGAGUCUCGUCCCGUAGCUAACUUGAGCGCGUCUGCUCAGCAGCAGCAGCAGCAGCAGGAGCGGCAUUCAGGGGUGAAGCGCAGCUUCGACGCCGCCGCGGCUCCGCCCCCUCCUCCGCCUCCGCCUCCGCAGCAGCAGCAGCAGCAGCAGCAGCAGCAGGAGGCGGGAGUGGGUGGCUUGUGCAUAUCGGCGCCGGACUUGUGCGGGUUUUUGCGUUUUUCGGUGCUGGGGCUGUGCGCGCUGCUGCUGGGGUGUAUAGACACCUCAAUCGUGUACCACUGCAUCCGCGCGCAACCCUUCAUGAAACUUUAUGUCAUUUUCAACAUGUUGGACUUUUUCGAGAAGCUCUGGCGCAGCGUGGGCCGCGACGCCCUCGACGAGCUCAUGCGCCACGCCACCGGCCUCCUCCACGCGGCAGCAGCGCAGCAGCAGCAGCAGCAGCAGCGGCAGCAGCAGCAGCAGCAGCAGCAGCGGCAGCGGCAGCGGCAGCGGCGGUGGGGGGCGUGGGGCGGGAGGCGCAGGGGCAGUCAGGGAGGCGCUGCUGCGGAGGAGGAGGGGGAGGCGGCUGCUGCUGCUGCUGCUGCUGCUGCAGCGAAGGAGGACCGCUGGGCUGCAGUGGCUGCUGCUGCUGAGCGCGCUGCAGCGCUGCUCUCCCCCAGAAACGUCUGGGUCCGUUUGCUGCUGCUCUAUGGUGGGGUUGUUGUUUAUGUUCUUGUGCAUGCGCUGAUGCACCUCAUUCGAGUCCUCAGCCUCAACAUUGCCAUCAACUCCUCGGAGUCCGCGAUGUUCCUGAUGCUGGUGACGAACAACUUUGGAGAAAUAAAGUCUUCCGUUUUCAAAAAGUACUCUGCAGUGCAGCUCUACUCCGUUGUUGCUGAAGACACAGUAGAGCGUUUUCAUCUUUGCUGCGAUGCUUUUAUUGUUUCCCUCAAAGUCGCAACUGCUGCUUCCGCCAAAACUGUUUCCCCCGCCGGCGUCUGCAGCUGGCUGUGUGGGGUCUUCUUGCUAGAGAUGUGUGUGGACUGGUUUAAAUAUAUUUUCCUUGUCAAGUUCAACAAGAUACCCGUCGAGUCCUUCGCGCACUACCAAAAUGUGCUGAUAGCUGAUGUGCUUCUGGCGCGAGUGCCUGCGGCUGCUGCACUUAUUCCUAAAUUUGUCUAUUCUGUUCCUUGCUGGGGCUGCUACUCAUUUUCUCAUAUUCCCGCGAGGCGGAUUGGCUUCAUGUCGAUCCACAUAGUUACCCUAAUAAGUUGUGUGCUGCCCAAGGUCAGCUGGAGGUCUGCCUCAGCUGUUGCAUGCGCUGUGGUUGUGUGGCUUUGUCUUUUGGGACUUAAGGUGCUGCUCUCUCUCGUGGUCGUCGCCUUCGCCAUUAAACGCCGCAGCCGCCUCACCUCCAUUGAGGAGUCCAUGACGAAGAUAAACGGCCACGGCCGGAGAGCCAGGCAGCAGCAGCAGCAGCAGCAGCAGCAUGAACAGCAGCGGAAGCAGCAUCAGCAGCAGCAGCAGUACCAAAAGCAGCACCACCACCAGCAGCAGCGUCAGGAGUACCAGCAGCAACAGCAGCAGCAGCAGCAGAAGCAGCAGGAGCAGCAAAAGUAA